Trichechus manatus latirostris (Florida manatee) is the source of this 2251-nucleotide messenger RNA. It is a transcript of the gene SMOX, whose product is annotated as spermine oxidase. NCBI's taxonomy places the organism in Eukaryota, Metazoa, Chordata, Mammalia, Sirenia, Trichechidae. The record is from RefSeq and is a predicted model, not a curated record. Gene Ontology annotation, molecular function: polyamine oxidase activity. The transcript is spliced from 7 exons. Bases 235 to 1902 code for a protein of 555 amino acids.
GCGGGGCCCGAGCGGACCUGGCGGGGUGGGCCGGGGACGCGAGGCGGAGCGGGGCCCCACACAGGCCGCGGCGGGUGGCUUGGGCCCCUACGGUCCCGGCGGCGGCUGGAGGAGGAAGCCAGGCGGCUGGAGGAGGAGGGGAGGUGGAGGAUACCGAGGCUGGAGCACCGCCCGCCGCCGACUCACUUCCCCGGCUCAGCAGGGAAAGGUUCCUAGGAGGCGAGUGCGGACGGUAUGCAAAGUUGUGAAUCCAGUGGCGACAGUGCGGAUGACCCUCUCAGUCGUGGCCUGCGGAGAAAGGGACAGCCUCGCGUGGUGGUGAUCGGCGCCGGCUUGGCUGGCCUGGCUGCAACCAAAGCGCUUCUGGAGCAGGGCUUCACGGAUGUCACUGUACUUGAGGCUUCCAGCCGCGUCGGAGGCCGUGUGCAGAGCGUGAAACUCGGACACGCCACCUUUGAGCUGGGAGCCACCUGGAUCCAUGGCUCCCAUGGGAAUCCCAUCUAUCAUCUAGCAGAAGCCAAUGGCCUCCUGGAAGAGACUACUGAUGGGGAGCGAAGCGUGGGCCGUAUCAGCCUCUAUUCCAAGAAUGGCGUGGCCUGCUACCUCACCAACCGCGGCCGCAGGAUCCCCAAGGACGUGGUUGAGGAAUUCAGCGAUUUAUACAACGAGGUCUAUAACUUGACCCAGGAGUUCUUCCGGCAUGGUAAACCAGUCAAUGCUGAGAGUCAGAACAGCGUGGGGGUGUUCACCCGGGAGGAGGUGCGCAACCGCAUCAGGGAUGACCCUGACGACCCAGAGGCCACCAAGCGCCUGAAGCUCGCCAUGAUCCAGCAGUACCUGAAGGUGGAGAGCUGUGAGAGCAGCUCGCACAGCAUAGAUGAGGUGUCCCUCAGCGCCUUUGGGGAGUGGACCGAGAUCCCUGGCGCCCACCAUAUCAUCCCCUCAGGCUUCAUGCGGGUUGUGGAGCUGCUGGCGGAGGGUAUCCCUGCCCACGUCAUCCAGCUGGGGAAACCUGUCCGUUGUGUCCACUGGGACCAGGCCUCGGCCCGCCCCCGGGGCCCUGAGAUUGAGCCCCGGAGGGAGGGUGACCACAAUCACGACCCCGGGGAGGGCGACCAGGGGGGAGAGGAGCCCCGGGAGGACAGGCGGGGUGAGGACGAGCAGUGGCCGGUGCUGGUGGAGUGCGAAGACUGUGAGGUGGUCCCGGCGGACCACGUGAUCGUGACCGUGUCACUGGGCGUGCUCAAGAGGGAGUACACCAGCUUCUUCCGGCCAGGCCUGCCCGCGGAGAAGGUGGCUGCCAUCCACCGCCUGGGAAUUGGCACCACCGACAAGAUCUUUCUUGAAUUCGAGGAGCCCUUUUGGGGCCCCGAGUGCAACAGCCUACAGUUUGUGUGGGAGGACGAGGCGGAGAGCCGCACCCUCACCUACCCGCCGGAGCUCUGGUACCGUAAGAUCUGCGGCUUCGACGUCCUCUACCCACCCGAGCGCUACGGCCACGUGCUGAGCGGCUGGAUCUGUGGAGAGGAGGCCCUCGUCAUGGAGAAGUGUGAUGACGAGGCGGUGGCCGAGAUCUGCACGGAGAUGCUGCGUCAGUUCACAGGGAACCCCAGUAUUCCUAAACCUCGGCGAAUCCUGCGCUCGGCUUGGGGGAGCAACCCUCACUUCCGAGGCUCCUAUUCAUACACGCAGGUGGGCUCGAGUGGGGCAGACGUGGAGAAGCUGGCCAAGCCCCUGCCGUACACGGAGAGCUCCAAGGCGGCGCCCAUGCAGGUGCUGUUCUCAGGGGAGGCCACCCACCGCAAGUACUACUCCACUACCCAUGGUGCUCUACUCUCUGGCCAGCGAGAGGCAGCCCGCCUCAUCGAGAUGUACCGAGACCUCUUCCAGCAGGGGACCUGAGGGCCUUCUUCACUGCCGAGCGUGUUCCUUCAAGAACCACUAACUCGUGACUGCCAGCCCUUGCCCUCUGCUGCCAUGUGCUCCUAAUCUCCUAACCCACUAUAGGAUGCAGUUUUCUCUUUUGUAGAGAUAGACGCCCUGACUGGCUUCAAACCUGGCCCUGUAGCUUUCUUUCUGGUUCUGACCAGGUUGGGGCCCGUUGACUUACCUCUUCCUCUGACCCCUGACCUCCUUGUGCAGCCCUGCCUCUCCUGCCUCGUUAUUGUAAGUGCCUUCAAUACUUUGCAUUUUGAGAUAAUAAAAAGAGGCUUGCCUUUCCUGUGCUCCUCAGCUUCUCUCUUCUGUUGUC